AUGGCGACAACGCCCAUCGAACUUGCGUCAACCACCAGCACGCUUCCCACGCGCCAGAAGGCGAUUCCCUACACAUUCGCCGACGGAAGGCGGACCCCACUCUCUUCCAUCCUCCCACCCCUCGUCUUCGGUACCGCCACGUUCAACCAUCAGUACAACAGCGACCCCUUCGCGCUCGACACCACCGGUCUCGUCACCUCGGCGCUUACCCACGGUAUCCGCGCCUUCGACACGUCCCCAUACUACGGCCCCUCCGAACAACUGCUCGGCGAUGCGCUCGCAACCCCAUUCGUCCGGGAGACGUUCCCGCGCAACUCAUACAUGAUUCUGACCAAGGUCGGGCGGAUAGCAAGCGAUGAGUUUGACUACAGCAAGGAAUGGGUGCGCGACAGCGUCAACAGGAGUCUGGAGAGACUGAACACAGAGUAUCUGGACUUGGUAUACUGCCACGAUGUCGAGUUUGUGAGCCCGGCCGAGGUACUGGAAGCCAUCAAGGAGCUCCGCUGCCUUAGAGAUGAGGGCAUAAUUCGGUACAUUGGUAUCUCGGGGUACCCUCUCGAUGUGCUGGGUGACAUGGCUGAGCUCAUUCUCCGCGAGACCGGCGAGCCGCUCGAUGCGGUCCAGUCGUAUGCCAACUUCACGCUCCAGAACCAGACGCUGGCCGGUCCGCGCGGCAUCUUGCGCCUCAAAAACGCGGGCGUCGACGUCGUGCCAAACGCCUCCAUCCUGGGCAUGGGUCUCCUCCGUCGCGAAGGUGUGCCCGUCGGCGCCCUAGGCGACUUCCACCCUGCGCCUUCUUCACUGCGCGAAGCAGUGCGGAAAGCGAGCGACUUCUGCGACGACUAUGGUGAGCGCAUCGAAGUCAUCGCCAUCCGCUUUGCGCUCGAGACAUGGAUAUCAUCUGGCGCGCUGUGCGGAUCCCGUGGAGACCCCGCAUCGGGUGUGGCCUGGAAACAUGAGUCUAUAGACGACGUCGGAGGCUCCAAGCUGGGCGUCAGCGUCAUUGGUGUGUCGCGCGCCCCGGAGCUGGAGAAGACCAUGCUUGUCUGGCGAUCCAUCUUGGAUGGACUGGAGGGCGGCAAGGAGACUGCUGUGCAAGCUGGUCGCUGGUAUCGCGCGUGGGAAUGGAGCAUGAAUCGUAAGAGGGCAGUACAGAUCCUUGCGGAGGGUGUACAGGAAGUACUUGGUGACGGCUUUGGCUACGCGUGGUCAAGUCCUGAUCCAGGCUUCGUCAAUAAGAGGAAGAAGGACGCAAUAAAGGGAAUUCAGGGUGAUGCGCCAGCACCGUGGCUGACGCCCGCCGCCAGCCCGGAGGCUGUGGCUGUGAGAGAUUCAAGUGAGGUCAUGGAAGAGAAGUCGUUGCCGCUACGGUAA
This is a messenger RNA of Alternaria postmessia, 1374 nucleotides long. RefSeq lists its product as uncharacterized. The transcript has a single exon. Gene Ontology annotation, biological process: dehydro-D-arabinono-1,4-lactone biosynthetic process. Bases 1 to 1374 code for a protein of 457 amino acids. Gene Ontology annotation, cellular component: cytosol. The record is from RefSeq and is a predicted model, not a curated record. Gene Ontology annotation, molecular function: D-arabinose 1-dehydrogenase [NAD(P)+] activity. NCBI's taxonomy places the organism in Eukaryota, Fungi, Ascomycota, Dothideomycetes, Pleosporales, Pleosporaceae.